AUGCUAUUAAACGGAUUUACACUUGAUGUUCUAAUAAACAACCAAAUAUUGAAAGAAUAUAGUCUACCGAAAAAUGAAAAUUCUACAACUGGACCAUCUUAUACAUUGGAUGAAGUGACGCAACAAAAAAAUUAUAGUGUCGUUGAAACAUACGUUGCCGUUAAAGAUUUAAAUUAUUCCGUUAGAUUUUCUUCUACAAAUGCAUCCAUUUGGGCUCCUUUAAUGGCUUAUGUUUUCGUUGAUGGCGAAUAUGAUUACACUUAUCGAGAACUUUCAAAUCCUUCACCUCGAACAAAGGAUAGUUUUUGGAACAAUACACUUACUAAGAAAUAUUAUUUCAAAUUUAGACUUCCCCCAUCAUCGGAAAUGGAAACUUUAGAGUUUCCCCUCCAGAGAAAGCAAUUUGGUGGUUUAGGUGCCAUUUCAAUUUAUUUUUAUAAGGGAAAGAUGAUACCUGAAAAGCCAGUUUUUAUACCCAAUUUUCCAAUAAAUCAAGUACAAGUAUCCGAAUCAAAAUCCAGUAAGCUUGGUAUUAAAUUUACUACGGCGUUUGAAGAAGGUGAAGGAUAUUUUAAUCAACAAGCCGUUGCGACAAUGGAAAAACAAAGUGAGGAUCCGGUGGCAGUAUUACAUCUUCAUUAUCGUCCCGCUACUUGGCUUUAUCUCAGAGGUUGUGAUAUACCUGUGUCGGAACUGCCAAAUCAACUUUCUCCAGCUGUUUCCGAAGACGUGAAACCUUAUUCUUUUGAGAUUAAUGAAGGAGGUUCUCAGAAUACCUCUGCCAGAAAGUCAAAGUAUAACAUUAUUAGGACUUCGGUUGUUCAUUCGAAUAAGGUAAUCGAGAUCGAUGAUGAAGAAAAUAAGAUAUCAAUAAAAACUGAACCUGAGGUCAUAGAUCUAGAUAAUUAUAAACCAAAAAAUACUAAACGAACUUAUAAGAAAGAAGUUGAAGUCAUUGAGUUGUUAGAUUCUGAUGAAGAAGAACUCCCUUCCAAGGUUAUUCGAAUUGAUUAA
This is a messenger RNA of Funneliformis geosporum, 1014 nucleotides long. The record is from the annotation of a GenBank genome assembly. NCBI's taxonomy places the organism in Eukaryota, Fungi, Glomeromycota, Glomeromycetes, Glomerales, Glomeraceae.